Candoia aspera is the source of this 2281-nucleotide messenger RNA. RefSeq names its product MAF bZIP transcription factor K (gene MAFK). Bases 276 to 890 code for a protein of 204 amino acids. Lineage: Eukaryota; Metazoa; Chordata; Lepidosauria; Squamata; Candoiidae. Gene Ontology annotation, biological process: regulation of transcription by RNA polymerase II. Gene Ontology annotation, cellular component: nucleus. The record is from RefSeq and is a predicted model, not a curated record. The transcript is spliced from 3 exons. Gene Ontology annotation, molecular function: DNA-binding transcription factor activity, RNA polymerase II-specific; RNA polymerase II cis-regulatory region sequence-specific DNA binding.
UGUUCCUGGUUCUGUGGGAAUGUGAGCUUUCCCCCACUCUGUAAACAGCUGGUGACUCAUUGCAUAACUAUGGCACUGAAGGGAUGCAUAUGCUAAGACAUGCUGUGCGUGUGUGCAUACCCAAGGAUAGGGAGGAACGGUUUCCACUCGGCUUCCCCUCGGAAAGGGUUCCUGGAGAGAGACCCGGCGGCCUGCGCCUGCAGGUGCCACCUUCCUCCGAGGAGCGGCCCCGGCCCUGAAGGGGCUUCCGGGGCAUCUGGCCACCAGGUCCAAACAUGAGGGCAGGAGAGGGCAGCUGUAAAGGAACGAACAAGGGCCUGGGGAAAGCUCUUCAAGUCCAAGUUGCAAUUUCUGAGCAGUUCUGUCCAGGAGAUUGUGCCCAGGUUAUGACGACUAAUCCAAAACCAAACAAAGCAUUUAAGGUCAAGGAGGAGUCGGGAGAAAACGCCCCGGUGCUGAGCGAUGACGAACUCGUGUCGAUGUCCGUGCGGGAGCUGAACCAGCACCUGCGAGGUCUCACGAAAGAGGAGGUGAUUCGCUUGAAGCAACGGCGGCGCACACUCAAGAACCGGGGCUACGCGGCCAGCUGCCGGAUCAAGCGGGUGACCCAGAAGGAGGAGCUGGAGCGGCAGCGGGCAGACCUCCAGCAAGAGGUGGAGAAGCUCGCCCGGGAAAACAGCAGCAUGAAACUGGAGCUGGACGCCUUGCGCUCCAAGUACGAAGCCCUGCAGACCUUUGCGCGCACCGUGGCCCGGGGCCCCAUCACCCCCACCAAAGUCGCCACCACCAGCGUCAUCACCAUCGUGAAGUCGGCCGAAAUCUCCUCCGGCUCCGUGCCGUUUUCUGCGGCCUCCGAAUGUCCCAGGAGAGAGAGCUCGCUGCCUUGUUAGAACGGAGGAUUUUUGUAGAGCCCGCCUUUCUUUUGGACCAGAAGUCUGUCCGUCUUUUCCCAAAAACCAUGCCGCGGGGGACUCUAUGAAGGGGAAACGAACUGGCUGCUUUACCUCUUUCUCAGUAAGCCCUUUGGGGCCGAAAUUGGAAUUCCAUACCUAGACGCAGACGCCCAAUGAGGGGUCUUGCGCGGCCCCUCCUUGUGGUCACUCUCGAGUCCCACUAGCUCCCCAACUGAUGGAAGAUAUCAAGGGAAUGUGGUUUUUUUUUAAUGAAAAUAAACAGAAUGGAUAACAUGGUAGAAUCAUUAGGCCUGAUGAAAAAAUGGAGGGAAAUCGUCUCUUCCUGUAGGCAGGAAGAAAAGCAGCCCCAUCAUAGCUAUCUUGAUAGGUUGUGGGUGAUAAAGACUCUGGAAGAGGUGGUGCAUCCAGGUUUAAUAGCAUACGGUCUUUUCUCUCCAGAUAUGGACAGCCUACAUCAGUGAAUUUCCACCUUGGUUGCUGGUCCCUGACGCUGCUCUGUCCCUGCGGGGGCUCUCUCUGGUCCCCUGUCCCAGCAAAACGGAACAGCAUCUACAAUGCAAAAAUCUCACUUAAGCUGCUUCCCCAUCAUGUGCCUGUGAACUGGGUUUCCUUUCUAAUGUGGUCGUGUUGCUUCCAAACAAUACAUUUUGGUCCGUGUAAUCCAGGUUCUGCGGUAUUGCAGGGAAAAGGGAAUGGGAAACUUAACGAAGAACAUGCAGCGUGGGGCUAGACCUGGUGGCUAGGUUGUGGGGAAAAAAAAAGAUAGUUUACUAGAAGAGGAACUGUUAUGGUGAAGGAUCGUGCUGAAAAAGAUGCCUUUGAAUCAGCACGACUUACUCAACCUGAAAGGCUUAUCGAUCAAAGACAUGUCGGGAGUUUUUUUUUUUUAUUUUGCAAGGAAGCUGCAAAAAGAAAUACAAAUUCAACCCACAGCCUUAUCUAUAAUAUUUCUGCUGCCACAACCCCCUUGUUUUGGUGCUCUUUAACGUCAAGAGGUGUCAAAAGUGUAUGCACAGUAAAAAAAGCAGAGUUACAUUAGGUCUAAAUAUCUGCAGGGAAAUGGGCUCCUCGAGAUAACUCUCACCAAACCGGAAGACACGAAUUAUGCAGAGGAACACAGAGAAGUUUAAAAGUUGGCAUUUUCUGAGAAAAGCUAAAUUGGGAUGUGGGUCAUGGGGUUCCAAGAAACAGGAAAAGUCAGAGCUCGUCAACUUGGCGAUAAGAAGGGACGUAGGCCGCUGCUGGUAUGUCUGCAAAAGAUGAGGUGUGCAUGUGGAAGGGCAACGUGUCUGAGUUUGCCCAGAUUUCAGAAGAUUGUUCUUACAGAGAGCAGAGAAGAGGUAAAGCCGUUUUUUUUGUUUUGUUUU